Messenger RNA from Nematocida parisii ERTm1, 2793 nucleotides. RefSeq lists its product as uncharacterized. The record is from RefSeq and is a predicted model, not a curated record. The transcript has a single exon. Gene Ontology annotation, cellular component: transcription factor TFIIIC complex. Gene Ontology annotation, biological process: transcription by RNA polymerase III. Lineage: Eukaryota; Fungi; Microsporidia. Bases 1 to 2709 code for a protein of 902 amino acids. Gene Ontology annotation, molecular function: protein binding.
AUGGUUUAUUUGAGUUGGCUGUCGAAGACUCCAAAAAUAGACGAGAUAAGUGGAUUUGAAGAGUACAUCAGAAGAGAAAAGGAAGAGUCUGUCCGCAUAAUGAAAAGGCGGCUGAAAAGAGGAAAAAACAGUGAUAGGCAGAUAGCAGAGGAUACACUAGGUUUAGCAAACAAAUUAUAUGUAAAAGGCGAUUUUUCUGCUGCAAUUAGCAAAAUAAAAGAAGCGCUUACUUAUCACAGCACCAGUGAUAAUGCCUAUUACUUACUGGGCGUAAUAUAUGAAGAACAGGAAGAGACAGAAAAGGCAUUUAAUGCAUUUUUAAUUGCUGCUAGCAUAAAAAGAAGUGACAUAACUCUUUGGAGAAAAUUGUAUGACUACAAAAAAAGAGAGAACGAUUUGGAGUACCAAGUAUAUAUUCUUAAAAAAAUUAAGAAAUUAAAAACAAGCACAGAAACGCUACAAGACCUUUUAACGAUAUAUAAAAAACAAAAUAACCUUGAAAAAGUAUUUGAGACUAAAGCAGAGAUGAUGGGACCAGAGUUUCCUGCUGAGGUUAUUUUUGAAGUAUUAAGUAAUGUGCGCCUACUUAAGAACAGAAGUAGAAUUAUUGAGAUAAUUAGUAGAGCAUUGGAUAAAGAAAAAACCUUUUCUUUACUUUCUGACGGGUUUAUAAUUGGAUAUAUUGACUUAUUAUUUGUUGAGAGUAAGUAUCAUUUGCUUUCACAGUUGAACAAUUCACUGGUUUAUUGCAGGAAGAGUGUGGUGUGUAUUCGGUCACAGAUUAUUCUGUUUUUUUCUGUUAUAUUCUCUGAGAUUAUAAAUAGAUGCCAGUCUUGUGCUGGGCAUAAUUUGUGCACAUGCAGAGACAUAGCAGACAUCGAUGCCUCACAUAACAUUCUUAUUGAGACAACUAAAAAAACUUCGAUAAUUAACGUAAACUUUGAUGUAAAUGUGAUUUCUGAUCCUAUCCAUCUCUCGCUGACAGGAUAUUUAGUGGAUAUUCUUAUUAAAAUGAGAAAGUAUAAACUAUCUGUUAAACUGCUUAUAAUGAUAGACAAGUGUGCAGAUUCUUACUUGGCAAGAGAGGAAUAUACGGAUGAAAUAGGGCUAGUAAAGGAUAGGGUUAUAGCUGAAAGCAUAAAUAUUAAAAAAAGAAUAGGACUAGUGUAUGAUAAGCUAAGAGACUAUGACAAGAGCAUCAUGCAUUAUAAACAAAUUCUUAGUACAAAGUAUUCAGAAUCACUGCAGAGUGUGCUGGAAGAAGUAAAGAUGAGAAUAUCUGAGAUAUAUAAGAAAAUAGGAAAUAUUGACUUGGCGCUGGAGUACGCCCUGCAAAUACAGACCAGUACAAUUACUGAAGGAAUUCAAAGAGACGGUUUGUUAUUUUAUAAAGAAAUUGACUGCAUGCGAAUGCGGUCCUUGAUGUAUAAAGCCAUGCACAUAUAUGAAGAGCAAAACAUACACGACCAGUCAGUUAGAAAAUACUUUAUAAGUUCAGCACAGGAGCUAGUCAUGUUUCUAUUAAAAAACACAUUUGUAUUUGCUCCAAAGAAAAAGAAAAGAAAUCUACUAGAAAGUGACCAUAUCCCAGAAGAGCAACUAAUUGGGGUGAAAGAGUUUGAGACUGAUUACGAGCUACUUCAUGAGAUAAAUGGACUGGGGAAAGUGUUUACAAAUGAGUUGUCAGAAGAAGUAAUCCUUGGUAAGAAAAUCUACUUUGAUGUAAUAUCUUCUCUUCUUGGGGGCCUGACUGUGAAAGAGUGGUCUACAGUUAUACGCAGAUACAUCACAGCACUAUACUAUGAUGGAUCAUACGACCUCUCAAUUCUUCUUCUUAGAAAGGCUCUUACAUCCCCAGCACUUCGCAGCUUAUUUGAAGAGUAUACUGGGCUCUUGUGGCUUCUGGUCAGAGUAUCAAAAGAUGCCAAGGAUAUUGAGUCUAUGCACUGGGGGAUUACAAAUAUAAUCAGAUAUUAUGCCCAUAGAAAUAGCGUAGACUCCGUAUCCUUCUAUUAUAUGUGCUACUUUUUGAUCAGCCAGAUUCCUAAAUUUCACAGAAAGUCAGAGUACUACAAGUUCCAGAAGAAUGUUCAGAGGAAUCUCCGGCGAAAGAAUCUUUCCCGUAAGAAGAGCACUCAAGACAUUCUUACAAUUAUGUGCUUUUCAUAUAUGCCUAGCUUUAUAUACACUUAUACAGCAGAAAGACUUGAAAAAAAUGUGGAAGGCUCUGUGCACCCGUAUAAAGACAUGCCGCUAAUUGAUAUAACCAGAGCUAUUGCUCUUUCUUCUCUUUUUCUUACACACGCAUCCAGCAGAAAAGUAGUGGACAGAGACAGAUACAUAAAAAAAGGCAUAAAAAUCCUAAAGGAUCAUGUAUUACUCUUUAAGUCCGUAUAUAGGCACCAACAGAAUGCAGUUCGCACAGAUGUCGAGAAUGGCUUAAUUAUAUACACAGUAAAUAUAACUAAAAAUGGAUUACAAGACAUAACAUAUACAGAGGACAAUCCAACAGAAAAGCUCGGUCUUUUACUAUAUAACCUUGGAAGGGCCUUCCACCAGUACAAGCUAUACGGUCUGGCAGAGCUAUACUACAUAGAGUCGGUAAAGCACACCACAAACAAAGAGCUCUUAAUACUUCUACAGAUAAACACGUCCCUUCUUGGUAAGCAACUAAAGGUACAAAUAGGGCCAGCGGCACUCAAUGCAUAAGUUUUUAUAUAGACUCACUGAGUAUAACUUUUUAUUUCUAGUGCCGGAUACUCCGCUAUCCUCUAUGCUUAAUUUAAUAAUUAU